Messenger RNA from Kalmanozyma brasiliensis GHG001, 948 nucleotides. Its product is annotated as SAICAR synthetase, conserved site. The coding region runs from base 1 to 948 and encodes 315 amino acids. The record is from RefSeq and is a predicted model, not a curated record. Gene Ontology annotation, biological process: 'de novo' IMP biosynthetic process. The transcript has a single exon. Gene Ontology annotation, molecular function: phosphoribosylaminoimidazolesuccinocarboxamide synthase activity. Gene Ontology annotation, cellular component: cytoplasm. Lineage: Eukaryota; Fungi; Basidiomycota; Ustilaginomycetes; Ustilaginales.
AUGUCGCAAUCAGCCAUCGUAUCCACCGACCUGCCCCUCAAACUCAUCGCAAAGGGCAAGGUCCGCGACGUCUACGAUGCAGGCCUCACCGAGGGUCCUCAUGCGGGUGCCAUCCUCUUUGUCGCUACCGACAGGAUAUCCGCCUUCGACAUCAUCUUGCAGAACGGCAUCCCCAACAAGGGCAAGCUCCUUCACGCCCUUUCGACCUUCUGGUUCGGUCUCCUGACGCCUUCCCUUAUCGAGUCGCACAUCAUUGCUACCGACUACGCCGACUUUCCUGCGGAGCUCAAGCAGACUCUCGACAGCGUCAAGCACCAGGUCGAGGGCCGCUCGAUGCUGGUCAAGCGCGCAAAGGUGUUGCCCAUCGAAGCCAUCGUCCGCGGAUACAUCACCGGCAGCGGCUGGGCAGAGUACAAGCGAACUGGCACCGUCCACGGCAUUCAACUCCCUGAAGGUCUUCAAGAAUCGCAAGAGCUCCCCACCGGCCCGCUCUUCACCCCGAGCACAAAAGCAGAGCAGGGCGAGCACGACGAGAACAUCCACCCCGACAAAGUGGACGGCAUCAUCGGUGCUGAUCUCGCGAAACGCAUGUCGACCGCUGCUGUCGCACUCUACUCCAAAGCUGCGGCGCACGCCAAGUCGCGCGGCAUCAUCUUGGCAGACACCAAGUUCGAAUUCGGCAUCGUCGGCGACGACCACAUGAUUCUGGUGGACGAAGUGCUCACACCGGACAGCUCGCGUUUCUGGUCCGCGGAAAAGUACGCCGUCGGUCGUGGGCAGGACAGCUUCGACAAGCAAUACGUGCGGGACUGGUUGAAGGCGAACGGGCUGGACAAGGCCGCGGAUCAGGGCGUGCCUGUGACACUGCCCGACGACGUGGUCAAGAGGACCGAGGAAAAGUACAGGGAGGCAUACGAACUCAUCACUGGCAAGAAGUACGGCCAGUAA